AUGGCGCAUGGCAGAGACACUUGCGUCAAGGAAGUGGAGGGGGUCGGAGAUCAGGAGGCGAAGAUGGAGGAGCGGUUCGAGGCGUCUGAGGACGACGGUGUGCUCUUCGUUGAAGGCGAUGAGGAAGACGAACCAGGUUUGGAUGCAGAACCAACACCAACAACGAAUUCUUUGGAGGUCCAGAAGCCUCAGCCAGCCGCUGUCGCGUUCUCUCGCGUCAAGGCUGAAGAGGAGGCGCCCGCGAGAGGCGGUUUCUCCUCCGACUCGAGUGAGGAAGAAGAGGAAGAAGACGAGGAAGAAGACGAAGGGGAGGAAGAAGGCACCGAGGAGGAGGAGAGCGACGAAGACGACCCCGUCGUGAGAGAAAUCGACGUGUAUCUCCGUCGCCUUGAUUCCUCCAGUGCGGCUUCAGUCUACGUUCUUCAGUAUCCCCUGAGGCCUCUGUACCGCCCGUACGGCGACCACGGCCAGCUCCUGGAGGUUGCGUAUCGAGAGAGACAACGGACGCUGCAGUUUGCCUACGCGCUGCACACCGGCGGCGACAACUUCGAUCCGAGUCACCCGAUGAACGUGGAGGCAGAGCGAGGGUCGCAGGCGUCUUCUUCUUUUGCGGAAGCGAGCGCGUUUGCCGAGGCGUCUUCGAAGAGCAGGGCAGGAGGAGACGAUCGCGCAGCAGCUGAAGCGCGGCGACCGAGGCAUGUCCUGAAGAGUCAACGGGCGCUGGCGGGAGACUGCAGCUACGCCGUUGGGAUUCUGAAGAAAGACAAGAUCUACAUCACGCCUGUCGACCAUGUGCUACAGUUUCGUCCCGACUUUUCGCAAGUCGACCAACUGCAGCAGAAGGCGAGCAGCUGCCCUGCAGGCCGGAGGCUCUCCGCCUCAGGAGAUCCGCGAGCAAGCGGCCCUGGAGUCCGGCGCCGAAACGAAGAAGAAAAAGACGAGAAGAGCGAAGCUCCCUCAGGCGCAGCCGAGCCGCCCCAGGGCGAGUCUGCCGCAGGAGGACGAGACCCCCAGAGGCCCGGAGUCCCCCAAAGGUCCGGCGAGCGACCUGCGACGGUGGUCGCCAGCUCUCCAGGAGAAGGCCGCGGCAAAAUUUCACACAGCCGACAAAGGGACAUCGAAGAAAGUGAACACUGGAUCCCUCUUGAGACGUUUUACGACGCAGAGACUCCAGAGGCUCUUGACAUUAUUCGGACUCUGUGCAGCACACCCGUGGCGUCUGACGACGAAGACGACAAGACAGAGAAAGACCUCCUGGCGGAACCGUCGGCGCCGGCCAGCGCGUCGCCGUCCUCGAGUCAAGACAUCUUGUUUGUCUCCAACACGCGCAGCUACCUGCGUGCUCUCUGUGGUCACGCGUCGGAGAAAAACAACGGCGGCGGAAGUGCCUCGCAAAAUCCUGCGCAUGCUACGGGGCCUCUGGGAUACGGCGCGCUUGCCAAGCUCUCUCCAGACCAGCAGGUGUUUACGAUUUUGCGGCACCGCCACGUUGAGAGUUUCGCGACGAUUCAGCGUCUGGUGACGGUGCCGAUAGCGGAGAGUGAGUUGCUGCGUCUCCUGCUGCAGUACGCGGUCUUGGUCUUGGGCAACUGGGCCAUAAAGUCCAUGUACGUGUACGACGACAUGUACGAAAUCAGCUGUCGAGAUCUCCUCCUCGCACUCCUCAUUCGCAGCGGCGCAGCCUUCGUUCCACCUUCUCAAGGCGGCGCCGGUUCAGACGCUUGCACCCCCCCGGCGUCUGCUGGACUCCCCAAAGAAGCCUUUCGGAGCGCCACUCGACUCUCCCUCGACCGCGUGUCGCACAUGCUACAAGAGGUGGCGGUGUGUUCGUCCUCGGCAUGGCGCCUGAAGCUUCCGCCAGACGCUGCGUUCCUGGCAGCUCAUCCUGCAAUUCAGAGACAUUUUGACCAGUGGUGGAAGCAGAGGCUGCAGCAGGUCGUGAAGGAAGUACAUCAGAGACGCGACGCCCGCGCGAACCCGCAGGGCCCCUUGACUGGAGGCGAAGAAGGCAAGACGAAGGACGCUUCGGUUGCAGUGUCUCCGGCUCUUCUGCAGCUCGCUGGGCGUCUCUGUUCCUCUGCAUUGAAGACACAGGGUGCUCUCACUUUCCAGCAGUUGCGGGAGACUUUGAACAGCAAAAAUAAUGAUUUCCUCGCCGUUGCAGAUCGCGACCUCGAGCGCGUUCUUCAGACUGUCGCAAUUCAAGUGGGAACGGUCUGGCUCGCGCCCAAGGUGGGCAAUGCCCAGAUGGACUUGUAUCGCGACUGCUUGAUUGAGGUUUUGAAGAAGCAGACGCAGCCGCAGUCGAAGGCAGCGAUUGUCCAGGAAAUGAGUCAGGCCCUCAAUCGACGCAUCGACCUUCCAGACUUCACGCUGCGAAAGCUUCUGCGCGAGCUCGCUGUGAAUGAGUCCGGCUUUUGGUCCUUCAAGGGCCGAGUGCCCGAAUCAGGCGACGGCGACGUUCCUCUCCCACCCGUUUUCUAACUUCCGGACUGAGGCCUUCUGGGCAUGCGUUGCCUUGCGCGUCGGUUGUACUUGAGCUCUCUCUGAGCCACCGCUUUACUCGUGGCGUCCUCUGCUCUUCUCGCGUCCGCAGCAGAUUCCUACCGCCUGCCUUGCCGUUUGGCGGC
This is a messenger RNA of Toxoplasma gondii ME49, 2630 nucleotides long. It is a transcript of the gene POLR3E, whose product is annotated as DNA-directed RNA polymerase III RPC5. The coding region runs from base 1 to 2484 and encodes 827 amino acids. The transcript is spliced from 10 exons. Gene Ontology annotation, cellular component: RNA polymerase III complex; nucleus. Lineage: Eukaryota; Apicomplexa; Conoidasida; Eucoccidiorida; Sarcocystidae. Gene Ontology annotation, biological process: DNA-templated transcription. The record is from RefSeq and is a predicted model, not a curated record.